Euleptes europaea (tarantolino) is the source of this 936-nucleotide messenger RNA. RefSeq names its product zinc finger DHHC-type palmitoyltransferase 12 (gene ZDHHC12). Gene Ontology annotation, molecular function: protein-cysteine S-palmitoyltransferase activity. Bases 1 to 936 code for a protein of 311 amino acids. The record is from RefSeq and is a predicted model, not a curated record. Lineage: Eukaryota; Metazoa; Chordata; Lepidosauria; Squamata; Sphaerodactylidae. Gene Ontology annotation, biological process: peptidyl-L-cysteine S-palmitoylation; protein targeting to membrane. The transcript has 5 exons. Gene Ontology annotation, cellular component: endoplasmic reticulum; Golgi apparatus.
AUGACAACCCCUCCCGCCCAAUCGGAAAAAGGAGGCGGCGCUUCGCGACUUCCGCUUCUGGCGGCGGGGAGCGGCGGCCUCGUGGCGUCUCCCCCCGUCCCCUCCCCUGCCCGCCGGCCCAGGGAGGCGAUGGGUCUGGGGGUGCCGUGGGGCGGCGGCGGGUGCCUGGUGCGGGCCGCCCACACCGGGCUCAGCUGGGGCAUCACGGUGGGGCUUUUCCUGUACCCGACAGACUUGCGGCGCCAAGAAGAGCGGGGCCAGCUGCUUCAGCCCCUGUUCUUUGUCUCGCUGGUCCUCUGCUCUGUCCUUCUGUACUUCAUUGUUUCUCUCAUGGAUCCCGGCUACGUUGAGCAUGAUGCAGAAGAGAAGGAAGUAGUAAGGGAAGAGGAAAAAGCAAUGAUACCCCAGCAAGUCCCUACUGCUGUUCGGCUUCGACGCUGUGGAUACUGCAUGCUGAAGCAGCCAAUGAGAGCCAAGCAUUGCCAGGCGUGUCAGCACUGCGUCCGUCGCUACGACCACCACUGCCCCUGGAUUGAGAACUGCGUGGGGGAGAGGAAUCACCCCCUCUUUGUCAUCUACCUGGCUGUCCAGCUGGUGGUUCUGCUGUGGGCCCUUCAGGUGGCCUGGUCUGGUCUGAACUUUGAGCUGUCCUGGCUGUGGCUUCAGCACACUUUCCUCCUACUCCUCUCCUUCCUCGUGAUCGUCAUCUUCACUGUCGUGGUGUCGCUGCUGCUGGUUUCGCACCUGUACCUGGUCUCGUGCAACACCACCACGUGGGAGUUCAUGUCCCGCCACCGCAUUUCCUAUCUAAAGCAGUGCAAAGAGGAGAACCCUUUUGACCGGGGCAUCUUCCGCAAUCUCUGGCGGUUCUUCUGUGCCUGCCGCCUCGUCACCUGGGAGAAUUUGUACUUCCAGGGGGACGGGGGCACCGUGUGA